GAGAGAGAGAGAGAGAGAGAGAUUGAAAUCAGUGGCUGUGACAAGCUACAUAGCCUUGAGCUUGUCUUAUUAUAAACAGUGAGUUGGGUGACUCAGGAAUAGUCCUGUUCCUGGCAGCAGUGGCAGCAGCAGCAGCAGCAGCAGCAACACCUGGGACGAUGUUAGCAAGGGGAGUCUCACAUCAGUUAGCUCUGGCCAAGAGCCGUCAUUGCCUCCUUGGCUCAUCAAGAGAAGAUGUUUGGACAUUUAAUGUCCGGAGAGUGCACCUGCCAGUCAGAGGUGGUGAGCUGAGUGCCUUCCCUCUCCGGGUGCAGGGGCCCCGACCCUACAAUGAGAUACCCUCAAAGGGAAGCAAUGGUUGGAUGAAUUUGCUCCAAUUCUGGAUGGAGAAUGGGCUGCACAACCUGCAUGUCCGAACCUUACAGAGCUUCCAACAGUUAGGUCCAAUUUACCGGGAGAAACUUGGCAAUACAGAAUCUGUUUUUAUCAUCAAUCCUGCCGAUGCUGCCUGCCUCUUUGGGGCAGAGGGACCCUACCCAGAAAGAUAUGUUAUCUCACCAUGGUCCGCUUAUCACACCUUCAUGAAAAAACCUAUUGGAGUCCUGUUCAAGAAUUGUGAAAGCUGGAAGAAAGACCGAGUUUUGCUGAAUCAGUUUGUGUUGGCUUUGGACUCAAUAAACAAUUUUGAGCCCCUUCUUACUCCAAUUUCAAGAGACUUUGUAAAGAAGAUUUACAAGGGGAUUGAGAGGAGUGACCAAGGAAAGUUCACAGUGGACAUCAAUGAGGAUCUGUUUCGAUUGGCUUUUGAGUCUAUUUGCAACCUUCUCUUUGGGGAGCGUCUGGGACUCCUAGAAGAUUCUGUGGACCCUGAAGCCCAGAAGUUCAUUGAUGCUGUGUCUACGAUGUUCCGUACUAGUGUUCCGAUGCUGAACAUACCUCCAGAGUUGUUCCGUAUGGUCAAGGCCAAGACCUGGAGGGACCACGUGGCCUCGUGGAAUGAGAUUUUUGAUCGAGCUGAAGGUUAUAUACGGAGCUUCUACCGGAACCAGAAAAUGAGACCAAGAGUCCCCGAGUGUUAUCCAGGCAUUCUCUACUCUCUCUUGCACAGCAAUGCCAUGAGUUUUGAAGAUAUCAAAGCCAAUGUUACAGAAAUGAUGGCCGGAGGGGUGGACACGACUUCAAUGACCAUGCAGUGGUGCCUGUAUGAAAUGGCUCGGAACCUAAAGGUACAAGAGACGCUUCGGGCCGAGGUCCUGGCGGCCCAGCGCGAUGCCCAGGGAGAUGUGAGGAAGAUGCUCAAAUCUGUGCCGCUUCUCAAAGCUGCCAUCAAAGAAACCCUGAGGUUACACCCCAUUGCCGUUACCUUGCAAAGGUACCUUCCAUCGGAUUUAGUUCUCCAAGAUUACAUGAUCCCCGCCAAAAAAGUUGUCCAAGUGGCCGUCUUUGCCAUGGGAAGGGAUCCUGACAUCUUUCCCAAUCCAGAAAAGUUUGACCCUACCAGAUGGUUCCAUGAAGACACCUACUUCCGGGCUCUGAGCUUUGGCUUUGGUCCUCGGCAGUGUCUUGGGCGGAGGAUUGCUGAGUUGGAGAUAACUAUCUUUGUGAUGCAUAUUCUGGAGAACUUCAGGAUUGAACUCCACGAACUUUCAGAUGUGGGUACCACCUUUAAUCUCAUCCUGAUGCCUGACAAGCCCAUUGUGUUCACUUUCCGGCCCUUCAAGCCCCAGCUGUAAUGCAGAGAGACGUGACUUCUGCAUAUUUGUUAUACGGAGAGGCUGAGGAUAACAGGGAGGAAGAUACAGGCAGAAAUGUGACAAACCCAAGUAUAUAAUGUAAUGGGCCAAGAAAAUUAUUUGCCUCUUUAUCUAGGGCUAGAAUUUUUAACCUGGAGUCUGAACUUCAAAAAAAGUACACAUACACACAUAUAUAUUUGGAGAACUAUAUUUCAAUAUAAUUAAUUUCCUUUUGUAAUCCUGUGCAUUUUAUACAAUUAAAAUCACAACUCUGAGGAGUCCACAGGCUUCAUGAAACUGCCAAAGGGGUUCCAUGACACAAAAAGUUAAGGAUCCUUGUGGCCUAUGGAUUUGUCCACUCCUAUGCCAUAUUUUGCCCCGGAGAAAUGUCCUUCAAUCCACUAAAGAAGGUGGGUAGAAGCCUUCUUUGUUAUUGGCUUAAAUUGGGAUUUCACUAGAAGAUCCCCCCUCCCAUUUGACUGGAAGGAAAACAAGAAAUAUUUGUAUACUUGAAUUUCUCAAAAUGUCCUUUUUCAAAAACGUUAGUAAAUUACAAAGGAUAGCCACACCAUUCCUGACUAUCACCAUCAACACAGGUUUCUUUCAUGAACAUUUAAGAAGUGAAGAAAUUGUUGCUAGUACUAUGUUCUGUUGGCUCUAAUCUUGACCUGGUCCAAGCACAGAGAGCCCUGCCAACUGUGGGAAAAGACCAUUUUUGAUAUGGAUAUAAGGCAAUCCAUGUAAUGGAAAGAUCUGGUUUUAGAGCCCAAAGAUCUGGGUUUGAAUCUUGGCUCUGCUAUUCACCAGUUGUGUGACUAUGGGCAAAUUUCUUAACCUCUUUUAAGUCACAGUUUCAUCCUAAGAGGAAAAAUGAUGAAGCAUGUUGUCCACCUCCCAAAAGAGAGAUGAAGACUCAGGAUGCAGGAUAAGACAUAGUUUUGGACAUGGCCAAUAUGGGAAUGUUGUUUUGAUUGAUUAUAUACAUUCAUUACAAGGGUUUUGUUUU
Molecule: messenger RNA, 2739 nt
Organism: Phascolarctos cinereus (koala)
Lineage: Eukaryota; Metazoa; Chordata; Mammalia; Diprotodontia; Phascolarctidae
Gene: CYP11A1
Product: cytochrome P450 family 11 subfamily A member 1
Biological process (GO): cortisol metabolic process; cholesterol metabolic process; glucocorticoid biosynthetic process
Cellular component (GO): mitochondrial inner membrane
Molecular function (GO): heme binding; cholesterol monooxygenase (side-chain-cleaving) activity; iron ion binding
Source: RefSeq, a predicted model, not a curated record